ACAUGAACGAUAUACCACUGCCAGCAUGGGUUGGAAUCAGACCCACAGCUAUUUCAGCACUCUCUGUCCUACCUAUCAUCUUGGUCUCUCUCUCUCUCUCUAGCCAAUAAACAUACAAAAAGCUAAAUCAGAUUGUGGCUGGGUAUCAAUCCAUAAAGAUGCUCUCCUCCCUUCUGCCAUCCUUCCCCUAAAUCUGAGAUGGCUUGUUUCUGUUACUGUCACCUAAGGGGAUUGAACAAAGGGCAAAGGAAGGCAGCAAGUCAUUGAAAUGAAACGCAUCCUAUUAAAUAAGGGUUGUCUCUCCUCCCUCUAGCCCCCGGCGGCUCCGACCAGCCGUAACUACACAGAGAUCCGAGAGAAGCUCCGGUCCCGUCUGACGCGUCGUAAGGAGGAGUGUCUUCCCCAGAGACGGGACUCUGACCCGGCCGUGUCCACCUCCAUCGACCACCGAGACGUGGACGAGCUGCUGGACUUCAUCAACUCCUCAGAGCACAAACCAGCCAACAGCGCUAAGGCUGCCAAGCGGGCACGCCAUAAACAGAAGAAGAAGGUGAUGUCACAUGAUGUGGAGAAGCAGACCCAGGCGGGUAGUGGUGAUGGUGAGGGAGCUGGUAGCGACCCCCCCUCCACCCCUCCAGAGCCCAGUGAGGACCCAGACCACCUCAGCCUGGAGGAGGAGGAGGAUUUGGAUGGGGAGUACGGUGAGGGCCCGGAGGCUAGUCGGCUGCUGGAGUGGCCCCAGCUGGAACUAGAGAGGGUCAACUCCUUCCUGACCUCUCGGCUAGAGGAGAUCAAAAACACCAUCAAGGACUCUAUCCGGGCCUCGUUCUCCAUGUACGACCUCAACCUGGAUGUGAAUGACUUCCCCAAAAAAGCGGCUACUCUGGAGGGCAACCAUCUUCUCUCCCACCUCAACGGCUCCUCCUGUUCUGACCUGCAGCAGAUAGACCUCGACCUGGCCCCUCUCUCCCUGGGUACCUUCAAGAGCCAUCUGGACCUGGUCAGCGGCUGGGAGGAGGCCCAUCCCCGGGACAACUCCCCCAUCGGCCCCAUCUCACCCCCGGCUUGUGCUACUGUACCUGGAGUAGGGGGACCAUGGGCUGCGGCUGGUACUGGGGCGAAGGAUGUUCAGAGGCUCCACACCACCCCCAGCCUCUCCAAGCUGAUCCGGGUGCGCUCCCCAGAGAGGUGCCCCUCUGCUAGGCCUGAGAAUAAACACCAGGCCCCUGCUUCGAUCCAGACCCAGGCCUCUAUUAAGGUAGCUAAGCCUAAAGACGAGACCCUAGCGGAGCUCAAGAACAUUACUACUCCUGGGUCUGGGGUUAAUGCUGGGGCUGGUAAGAACAUUACUACUCCUGGGUCUGGGGUUAAUGCUGGGGCUGGUAAGAACAUGACUACUCCUACUCCUGGGGUUAAUGUUGGGGCUGGUAAGAACAUUACUACCCCUACUCCUGGGGUAAAUGUUGGGGCUGGUAAGAACAUUACUACUCCUGGGUCUGGGGUUAAUGUUGGGGCUGGUAAGAACAUUACUACUCCUGGGUCUGGGGUUAAUGUUGGGGCUGGUAAGAACAUUACUACUCCUGGGUCUGGGGUUAAUGUUGGGGCUGGUAAGAACAUUACUACUCCUACUCCUGGGGUUCAUGCUGGGGCUGGUAAGAACAUUACUACUCCUGGGUCUGGGGUUAAUGCUGGGGCUGGCAAGCUGAAGAAGGUCAAGAAGCAGCAACGUCAGGACCAGCUGCCUCCAGAACAGAACCAGAUCAGACCCGGAUCCAAAGCAGCUGUGGAGUUGCAGAAAACUGUUUCCAACAGUUCUAAUGCUGUGGGUUCUAAGGCUGGUUCUGGUUCCAAACCACCACCUCACUCAGCUGAGAGCCAGAGAACCGGGGCAAGGAGGGCAGAGGAGACCAGACCCACCCGGCAGCAGGCCACCAACGGGACAGUGAGUAGCUCUGGUGCUCCCAGCACCCAAAGAGGGAAGGGGGAGGAGCAAGAGGCCAAAGGUCACUCUGUCACCUCAACCAAUCACAACCAAGCCCAGCAGCAGCAGCAACCCAAGGGGAAGAAUAAGAAGAACAAGAACAAGGGAGAGAAAACCAGCCGCAACAUCGACGAUGUGUUCCUCCCUAAAGACGAUGUGUUCCUCCCUAAAGACGUGGACCCAAAAGAAAUGGAUGAGAUUGAUCGUGAGGUGGAAUACUUCAAAAGGUUUUGCCUUGACUCUGCUAAACAGACCCGUCAGAAGGUUGCAGUAAACUGGUCCAACUUUACCCUCAAAAAGGUUCCUUCCAACGCAGCCCAGUAACUGACGGGUUCUAGAAUGCAGAACCCCCCCCCCCAACACAACUAUGUCCAUACAACCGCGACGGCCUGAGGCCUUCUCUCAUUCCCACUCUUCGUCCUCCUCCUCGUUUUCCUCACCAAGCCAAGGGACCCUGGUGCAACACCAUUUUCCAUUCAGGACUGCGAUACUGCGUUGCUAUUGGCUGACAGCCAGGGAUCAUUCACACACAGGGGCGACUGAGACUAGACUUUGCUGUUUUGCAACGAGGGAGAAGAGAUCCAGGUUGAAACAUGGAGAACUGACACCCUUCUGUUUAUCAGAUCUAAUCUACUGUGUACUUCACUAUGUAGUAUGGAAAACAGUUACCUUAUACAAUAAAAAAAUUGUUUUUAUUGCAA
Messenger RNA from Oncorhynchus kisutch (coho salmon), 2682 nucleotides. RefSeq names its product protein FAM193B. The transcript is spliced from 5 exons. Bases 554 to 2305 code for a protein of 583 amino acids. The record is from RefSeq and is a predicted model, not a curated record. Gene Ontology annotation, cellular component: nucleus; cytoplasm. Lineage: Eukaryota; Metazoa; Chordata; Actinopteri; Salmoniformes; Salmonidae.